Molecule: messenger RNA, 1260 nt
Organism: Marmota flaviventris (yellow-bellied marmot)
Lineage: Eukaryota; Metazoa; Chordata; Mammalia; Rodentia; Sciuridae
Gene: Kcnj16
Product: potassium inwardly rectifying channel subfamily J member 16
Biological process (GO): regulation of monoatomic ion transmembrane transport; potassium ion import across plasma membrane
Cellular component (GO): plasma membrane
Molecular function (GO): inward rectifier potassium channel activity
Source: RefSeq, a predicted model, not a curated record
AUGAGCUAUUACGGCAGCAGCUAUCGAAUUGUAAACGUGGACUCCAAAUACCCAGGCUACCCGCCAGAGCACAUCAUAGCUGAGAAGAGGAGGGCCAGACGGCGUCUCUUGCACAAAGACGGCAACUGCAAUGUGUACUUCAAGCACAUUUUUGGGGAAUGGGGGAGUUACAUGGUGGACAUUUUCACCACUCUGGUGGACACCAAAUGGCGCCACAUGUUUGUGAUCUUUUCUUUGUCUUACAUUCUCUCCUGGUUGAUCUUUGGCUCUGUCUUUUGGCUGAUCGCCUUUCAUCAUGGAGACCUGCUCAAUGACCCAGACGUCACACCUUGUGUCGACAAUGUUCACUCUUUCACGGGGGCGUUUUUAUUCUCCCUGGAGACCCAGACCACCAUAGGGUACGGUUACCGUUGUGUCACCGAGGAGUGCUCGGUGGCAGUGCUCACGGUGAUCCUGCAGUCCAUCUUAAGCUGCAUCAUCAACACCUUCAUCAUUGGAGCUGCCCUGGCCAAAAUGGCAACUGCCCGAAAGAGAGCCCAGACCAUCCGAUUCAGCUAUUUUGCUCUGAUAGGCAUGAGGGAUGGGAAGCUUUGCCUCAUGUGGCGCAUUGGUGAUUUCCGACCAAACCACGUGGUAGAAGGGACAGUGAGAGCCCAGCUUCUCCGCUAUGCAGAAGACAGCGAAGGGCGGAUGACAAUGGCAUUUAAAGACCUCAAGUUAGUCAAUGACCAGAUCAUUCUAGUGACCCCAGUAACAAUCGUUCACGAGAUUGACCAUGAGAGUCCCCUGUAUGCCCUCGAUCGCAAAGCAGUGGCCAAAGACAACUUUGAGAUCUUGGUGACCUUUAUCUACACUGGCGAUUCUACUGGGACCUCUCACCAAUCGAGGAGCUCCUAUGUGCCCCGAGAAAUCCUCUGGGGCCACAGGUUUAAUGAUGUCUUGGAGGUGAAGAGGAAGUAUUACAAAGUAAAUUGCUUGCAGUUUGAGGGAAGUGUGGAAGUGUAUGCCCCCUUUUGCAGUGCCAAACAGCUGGACUGGAAAGAUCAGCAGCUACCCAACAUGGGAAAGUCAUCACCUGUCCGAGAAUCCUGUACCUCAGACACCAGUGUCGGAAGAAGGUCCUUUAGUGCAGUUGCCAUUGUCAGCAGCUGUGAAAACCCGGAGGGGACCACCACCUCUGUCGAGGAGGAGUGUAAGGAAGCUCCUUAUCGGAAAGCUCUCCUGACUCUAAAUCGAGUCUCCAUAGAGUCCCAGAUGUAA